Molecule: messenger RNA, 1160 nt
Organism: Vanrija pseudolonga
Lineage: Eukaryota; Fungi; Basidiomycota; Tremellomycetes; Trichosporonales; Trichosporonaceae
Gene: Rmi1
Product: RecQ-mediated genome instability protein 1
Exons: 5
Coding region: 144-1160 (338 amino acids)
Biological process (GO): double-strand break repair via homologous recombination; resolution of meiotic recombination intermediates
Cellular component (GO): RecQ family helicase-topoisomerase III complex; nuclear body
Source: RefSeq, a predicted model, not a curated record
GUUGUUGUUGACGACAUUCUCAACGACGGCACUCUUUCUCGCUCUCACACUCUCUCAACUCUGCACACGUCUGGUAACGACAACGAUACGACAGGCCACUAGCACGACAACACGCGCCAUUGGCCACUGGCACCUCCUCGCCCAUGCCAGCACGACGAGAUCCAGCCCAAAUCACCACCUUCCUCCAACAAUGCUACCCCUUCCCUCCACCAGACCCAUCGUGGGUAUCUGAAUGCAUCGACGCGUUGCUCCAAGACGGGCAGGACGCGACUCGCGAGGCUGUGCAAGAGCAGUACAUCCAUGCCGACCUCGGCGCGAGCUCCUUGCCUGCGGGGGAAGGCAUCCCUGGCCCGGACGACAUUGAAGCCGCGCACGGCAAGACGCUCUUCCCCCGCGGCCUCUUGGUACAAGUGCACAGUGUGACAGAGGUGGGCGCGUCCGCGUUCCAGCUCCAGACGGCGCUCGACGCGCGCCGCGACGUGCUCUCCGGCGCGUCGCGCAUCCGCCGCAUGGACGACGAGGAAGACGUCGUCGAGGAAGGCAAGGUGCCCCCGUACCCGCGCCACAUGCUCAAACUCGAGGUCAGCGACGGGCGCACGUUGAUGUACGCGAUCGAGUACCGCUCGCUACCGCGGCUCGGGCUUGGGGACACCAAGCUCGGGUGUAAGCUGCUCAUCAAGAAUGUGCGCUGUCUGCGCGGGACAUUGCUCCUCGCGCCCGACAAUACGACGGUCGUCGGCGGCUGGGUCGACGCCCUCGACGAGCACCAGGCGGCAAGCUUUGUUGGCGGUUUGGAGCAACGUCUCGAGGCGGCCAAGAAUGGCUCGACAACCGCGCCACGGAGGCGACGCACCAUGCCGCUGAACUCUCGGGGCGGCGGGCAAGCCGCUCGCGGAUCAAGCUCUCGGGGAGGCGCACCACAGCAGACACCUCGUAGUGCCGCCGCCGCCCGCGCCGCACGGCUUGCGGCCAUUCGAGCGGCGCAAGAAGAGGACGAGCUUGCAGCUGGCGGCGUGGUGGUGGUGGUAGGGGACGACAACGACAGUGGCGACGAGUACAACCCCAAGACGACGAACACAAGCGCCACCACGCCGGGGCGGCCAACGACACGUGCUUCCGUGCGCGCGUCCCAGCAUGAGGUUAUCGAGAUUUCAGAUUGA